Molecule: messenger RNA, 2926 nt
Organism: Hemibagrus wyckioides
Lineage: Eukaryota; Metazoa; Chordata; Actinopteri; Siluriformes; Bagridae
Gene: cfap263
Product: coiled-coil domain containing 113
Exons: 9
Coding region: 1172-2245 (357 amino acids)
Biological process (GO): cilium assembly
Cellular component (GO): ciliary basal body; axoneme
Source: RefSeq, a predicted model, not a curated record
AUACUACACUGUAUUGCCAAAAGUAUUGGGACACCCCUCCAAAUCACUGAGUUCAGGUGUUGUUUUUCAGGGGUUGGGCUCCGCCCCUUAGUUCCAGUGAAAGGAACUCUUAAUGCUUCAGCUUCAUACCAAGACAUUUUGGACAAUUUCAUGCUCUUUGUGGGAACAGUUUGGGGAUGACCCCUUCCUGUUCCAACAUGACUACACACCAGUGACCAAAGCAAGGUCCAUAAAGACAUGGAUGAGUGAGUUUGGUGUGGAGGAACUUGACUGGCCUGCACAGAGUCCUGACCUCAACCCCAUAGAACACCUUUGGGAUGAAUUAGAGCGGAGUAGAGCUGAAAGUUUGUCAGCUGUGUGAUGUUUGGGGGGUUUCCUGCACACACAGUCCGGUUCAGAUCACCCCACAGGAUCUCAGUAGGAUUUAGAUCUGGACUUUGACUCGGUCUUUCCAGAAUUCUCUAUGUUUUACUUUUCAGUCAGUCUGUGGUGGAUUUACUGGGAUGUUUUGGGUCAUUGCUGUGUUGCAAGGUCCAGUUCUGCUUUAGCUUCAAUAUUUUGACAGAUGGUCUUACAUAUUCCUCAAGCACCUUCCGAUCCAGUGUAGAAUUCAUAAUGGACUCUAUGUCUAAGUCUACUCUAAGUCUCUUUCUUAUUGGAGAUUCAUGCACUUUGGCAUAAACUGUAGCAAGAGCUUGCUGUAGGUCCCGUGAUGAUAUUUUAGGGUUUUUGGAGAUCUUGCGGUCUGCUCUCGGGGUGAAUUUGCUCGGACGGUCUGACCUGGCCAUGGUGGCAGUUGUUUUAAAUGUUCUCCAUUUGUAAAUGAUUUUCUGGACAGUGGAACGGCUGAUUACAAAUUCUUUUGAGAUCUUUUUAUAUCCCUUACCAGACUCAUAAGCAUCAACAAUCUUCUUUCUGAAGGCCUCAGAGAGCUGUUUGGAUCUCACCAUGGUGAUACCUCUCACUUCAACAAUGAAGAGCAAACCAAGCUAAAUGUCUGAGGGUUAAAUAAGACACGCCUCCUUCACAAUGCUCUGGAACAAUCUUCCACCUGAUGUGAUUCACCUGGAGGCAACAUGUCGGACGCGUUGACGUGUCGUUCCUCUUCCGCCCCAUCCCGCGGUGUCUUCCGGUUUUGUUUUGUUCAUAGCGACCGUUUACGCUAGCAACCAUGGCGGCGAGCAGAGAAGCCGCUACAGACUCAGCUUUAAAACAAGAAGUGGAAAAACUAAGAUGCACAAAUGCUGUUCUUCAGACGGAGAAUGAGAUGUUCGAGAGCUUCAUCGGUCAGCUGGAUUCUCUCAGCUUGACCUCACUGCUCGGGUCCCGGAUGGAGAACGAAGUGUUUUGCUCUAAGGUUCACAGAGGGAAAUCUGAAAGCUGUGGAACAUCUCAGGAACCCCCGAAUCUCCUGAAACUGGAACAGAAGUAUUACAUUGCAGUGAGCGAGCUGGAGGAGUCCAGGAAAGAGCUGGAGCCGUUCAACACAAGUUUAGCAAGAAAUGUCAAGUAUUAUAAGGCUGCUGUAGAGGACUUGGACAAGCGUCUGGUGGAAAUCAAGCGGGAGAGGCAUGAGUUUGAAGAGUUUGUUGCUAAAACUCAACAGACAACACCGGUUCAGGCCCAGAGGGCACAGAAGGUCAUCGGGUACAUCGAGCGUAAAAUAAAAGCGAAGGAGGUGCUGACGGAGAGGAUGCGCAGGAGAAACGAGUUUUUGCGGAAACAGAGCUGGAAGCAGCAGCGCAUGGUGCAGCAGAAGGAACAGAUGCAAGACAAGCUGCGCAGGAUCGACUUGGAGCACCUGAAGCAAAAGAACAUCCACAGCCGGGAGCUUCUGCAGAAGUUACAGGAGCGAGUGCUGUGUCACAGGAUGCUGGUUCGAAAGAGCCAACAAGGCCUGAAUGUUUACAAGGAACGGCUCAAGAAGGAAUUGGAGGAGUCUGAGACGCUGAGCAGAAAAAUCACUUUACAUGAAGAAAAGCUGUCGAAGAUCAGAGAGCAGCAGCAGAAGGUCGAGAAGGAGCAAUCUCAGGCUAAGGCUCUGAAUAAGAAGCUGAAAGCCCAGUUGGCUAAUUUCCGUGUCCCUGAUGUCAUGAAACAUGUUGAGGACAAGGCCAUAAACGAUCGACUCAGACACAACAUCAAGGCCUUGGAGCGCAAAGCGAGGAUUGUUAAGAUGACCUCGAUGGCUAAGAAACACAGUCCAGGAGAUUCGUCAGGCUGCAGUAAGAGCGAGGACCACUAGUCCAUCAUGACCAAACCCUUUAACUGAAUCCUCUUUUUUGCGCUAUAUUUUUUGCUUUUCCAUCAUUUCUUCGUUCUUGUUAAAACAGACUUGCAGACCAUUUCUCCACACACACGGCUCAAAUAAACCAUCAAGAACCCAAAGCACACGCGUUAUUAAUGAGAAAGUUUAUUAGUUAGUGCUGUGUAUAUUAAAUGCUACAUACAGAUAUUUAGCAUGAAUGUCACAUCCAUCUCCACAUGAAAUUUUUCUUACUAACUCAUCCACAAUCUACAAUUUGAAAAAGCUAAAGAAGUGUGCUGUGGAGCACAAACAUUUUUAAAACAGAUUACAGGAACUAACACAGCAGGCAUGCACGAGGCAGAGUGCAGGACCACAGAGGAAGGCCAGAACAUGCUCACCUCAACCCAGAAGAACACUUUCACCCUCAUUACCCAGUGUCCCUUCCUCUGUGGCUCUGACCCUCCCACCAAGUAUAUAUAUUUAUAUAGAAACUUUAAACAAUAUUAAUUAAAAAAAUGAAUAUACAAUGAAAAUGCAAAAACAAAAAAAGGCAUAAUUUUUUUUCUUGAAUCCCAACUGCCCUUUGAGUCAAACCUUUAAUGCCUGGGGGUGUGUGUGUGUGUAUGUAUGUAUGUGUGUGUGUGUGUGUAUAUAUGUGUGUAUAUAUAUAUAUAUAUA